Cuscuta campestris is the source of this 1370-nucleotide messenger RNA. NCBI's taxonomy places the organism in Eukaryota, Viridiplantae, Streptophyta, Magnoliopsida, Solanales, Convolvulaceae. The record is from the annotation of a GenBank genome assembly.
GACUCUUCUUCAUCAGUCAUCCCCACCAUUUUCUUGAUCAGGCAUUUACAUCAUCACGUGUUCCUGCUUCAAUGUGAAACCCAAAUUCUUUAUGGAGCUUUCUCUGUAGGAAGCACAGAUCUGCCAAUCCAACGCUUCUUUAUCUUUCCCUCUCUCUCAAUUUCUCCCCACAUCUGAUCAAGCCGACGAUCGGUAUCAACUCUAACAUAAAUUGGGGAAGAAAAUGGAGGCGGUUAAUAUGACAAUGACAUUUUGCACUGUGUGUUUGAUGCUCACCUUGAAUUUCACUAUACGACUUGCAUCGCAACACAGCGUUUCAUGGAAAAAGCCAAAGGAGCAAAGUGCCAUCCUUAUCAUAAUCUUCAUGGCUCCCUUGUAUGCCGUUGUCUCCUACAUUGGGUUGAUUGAUUUUCUUGGGAGUAACACGUUCUUCACAUUUCUUGAGUCUAUCAAGGAAUGUUAUGAAGCUCUCGUGAUGGCUAAGUUUUUAGGUUUGAUGUACACAUAUCUGAAUAUAUCCAUAAGCAAAAAUAUAGUGCCCGAUGAGAUCAAGGGAAGGGAGAUUCAUCACUCAUUCCCAAUUACCCUCUUCCAGCCUCACACAGUCCAACUAAACCAUUACACAUUGAAACAACUGAAAGACUGGACAUGGCAAUUUGUUGUGAUCCGUCCGGUGUGUUCCAUCUUAAUGAUCGCUCUGCAACUUCUUGGAGCGUACCCCACAUGGGUUAGCUGGAUAUUCACCAUCAUUUUGAACAUUUCUGUUUCACUAGCUCUAUAUUCCCUCGUGGUCUUCUACCACGUGUUUGCAAAAGAGUUAGCACCCCACAAGCCGCUUGCCAAGUUCUUGUGCGUCAAAGGAAUUGUCUUCUUUUGUUUCUGGCAGGGAAUUGCCCUUGAGAUUCUUGCGGCAUUGGGCAUAAUAAAAUCACACCACGUUUGGUUUGACGUGGAGCAUAUCCAAGAAGCGCUUCAGAACAUUUUGGUGGUCGUAGAAAUGGUUUUCUUUGCGUACUUUCAGCAGGUCGCGUAUACAGCUGAACCUUACCGCAGCCAAGCUACCGUUCCUGCAGGCUCUGCAGACAAAAAGAAAGACUAAAAAAAUGGUUUUUGUAUUGUUGGAAUAUGGUCAAGAAUGGUCUCUAUAUGUCCCAUUUCUUUCAAAUGGUUACUUAGAACCUGUAAUAGACCUAACAGUGUCUUUUUUGUUCCAAUUUUGGCACUUGUGGUUUUCUUUUUCAAGCUAAGAGUGCUUACCAAACAAGCCUUUUGGCUUCAAGCACAAAUGAAAUUAUCACCAUUGAAGCAUUUCCCCCAAGUUUUGGUCUUUUUAGAUAUUUUUGGAAGUCAACUAAAUCUUUGUGAGGUGU